Molecule: messenger RNA, 2690 nt
Organism: Trichosurus vulpecula (common brushtail)
Lineage: Eukaryota; Metazoa; Chordata; Mammalia; Diprotodontia; Phalangeridae
Gene: CENPBD1
Product: CENPB DNA-binding domain containing 1
Exons: 1
Coding region: 622-2268 (548 amino acids)
Cellular component (GO): nucleus
Molecular function (GO): DNA binding
Source: RefSeq, a predicted model, not a curated record
CUACGGCGGAACCUGUCUUUGAAAGAAAGCCAGGAAAUAGACGCCGCGUCUGGCUCAGAUGCGUGGCGUGACAAAGCCCGUCGGCUUCGGUCCCUCCAUCUGCGCACGCGGCAUUGGAUGGUGCCGAGCGCAGGCAUCUUCCCAGACGCCUACUUCCGGGGUCCUCCCAUUGAAUCGAAGUUUUCCGCCUCGCCUGUGCUCCAAUCCCGGAACGGGCUUACCUCCCCUUUCAGAUACGAGUCAGGAGCUUGAUUGUGAUAGAACGAAUCAAAGCGGGCAACCCGUUCGCCCUGGGCCCCGGCUCCCACGCACUUAACGGAAUUUUGAGUUCCUCUUGGCUCACAGCACCACCCCCCUAAAAUACUCCCCACCCCACCCCCAUCCAUGUUUCUCUUUGUGCAGCAGGGCUGAGCUGAGAAUUGAGCCACCCUCGAAGGUCCUGGGCCGGGGAAUGAGUAAAGCUGGGGCUGUACCCUACUGGUGGCCAGUGAGGGCCUCGAGCUUGGCGGGCUCUCCUGUGCCUAGGACGGAGGAAGGAGGCUGCCGUCCUCCACCCCAAGCGGAAGAGGCCCUCAGCCACUAAGCGAAGAUCGAGAUUCUUAUCAUACUUUUGGAGCGAAGAUGCCUGGGAAGAGGCCUCUGAGUGUGACUAGCAUCAGAUGCGCGAAAAGGGAGCGCAAGGCAAUCACCUUAGACGUGAAGUUGGAAGUGCUGAGGCGGUUUGAAGAGGGUGAGAAGCUCAGCCAGAUUGCGAAAGCCUUGGGGCUGGCCAUCUCCACCGUGGCCACAAUUCGAGGCAACAGAGAGAAAAUAAAGGCGAGCUCCAAAGCCGCUUCGCCUUCCAGGGUCUCUCAGCUGACCAGGCAUCGAAGCGCAGUGAUGGAGAACAUGGAGCGCCUGCUAAGCUCGUGGAUUGAAGAUCAGAACCGGCGGAACGAGCCUAUGAGCACUAUGAUCAUCCAAGAAAAGGCAAAAAGUCUGUUUGAUGAUUUGCAGCGAGAACAAGGGGAAGGCUCGCAAAUGGAAACGUUUAGUGCCAGUCGAGGGUGGUUUGUAAGGUUUAAAGAAAGACAUGGCUUGCCCAGCUUCAAGGUGAGUAAUGAAGCUGCCGGAGCAGCUGUAGCUGGUGAGCUUAAGUAUUCGGAAGUGCUGAAAAGCAUCAUCCAGAAGGGUGGGUACACACCUCACCACGUUUUUAACAUUGGAGAGACCGGACUUUAUUGGAAGCGUAUGCCUGAAAAGACAUUUAUUUCUGUGGAAGAGAAUGCUGCCCCAGGGUUUAGAUCGGCCAAAGAUCGCCUAAUGCUUCUUCUAGGAAGCAAUGCUGCCGGUGACUUUAAGUUGAAGCCUCUACUGGUGUAUCAUUCCGAAAAUCCCAAGGCUAUGAAGGGCUACUCCAAGCCAAAUCUACCUGUGAUUUGGCGCUCCAACAAAAAGGCCUGGGUAACAAGGAGCAUCUUUCACGAAUGGUUUACAUACUUUUUUUGCCCUGCCGUUGAAAAGUACUGUGCCCAAAAUAAUCUUGCCAACAAAGCAUUACUCAUCCUAGAGAAUGCCCCAUGUCACCCUGUAAAUUUAAGUGAUCUCUGUGAUAAUGUAAGAGUCGAAUACUUCAUUGAAAACAAAGCUGACGCCAUCCAACCCAUGGGUCAAGGUGUAAUCUCCACCUUCAAGGCUCAUUAUCUGAGGAAGACUUUUCAACAUCUUAUAGGAGGAGCUGAUGGAGAGGAUAAGAGUACAAUUAGGGAAUUUUGGAGAAACUACAACAUCAUGAAUGCGGUGGAUAACAUUGCUGAAGCAUGGGAUGAACUUGAGCCAUCACUGAUGAAUAGUGUGUGGAAGAAGAUAUGGCCUGAGUGUGUGCAUGUUCAUGAUGUUUCUCAAAUAGAAACUAUUACACAGAUUCAGCAAGACAUUGUGGCCCUUGCAAAUGACAUGGGCUUUGAAGAACUUGUAGAAGCAGAUGUUGGCCAGUUGCUACAGUCCCAUGAUGAAGACUUGUCCAAUGAGGAACUUACGCAAUUGGAACAAGAGCGAGCUGCAGAAGAAAAGGAAGAGAAUGAAGAUGCUCCACCCAUCCUCCGACAACUGACCACAAAAGAAUUGUCUGAAGCUUUUUCCCAUUUUGAGGCAGGCAUGCAAAUCCUUGCAAAUAAUGAUCCCAACAGUGAAAGGAAAUUUAAAGUUUCAAGAGGAGUUAAUGACACAAUAAGCUGUUACAGAGACUUGUACAAUGAGAAGAAACGGCGUUCACAGCAACUAUCUUAGGAUGCUUUUGGAGGGAGACAGAAAUUUUCUUAGUAAAGUGAUCAAGGAAAAUGAAAUAGCAACAAGAGAGAUUUUCAUGAUUUAGAAAAGGAUCAUAAUGUCUUCAUGUCUCUUUCCCACGACUUGAUGUCUCACUUGGCAGGGCAAGCCAGAGUUUGUUAUUUUUAGUUAUGGUAUUUUCAUUUUGUGACUUAUAAAUAUUAAAUUUUAAUUCUAGAAAUUCCCCUUAAAUUUGUGUUUUUAAAGGAUACCUAACACACUAAAGAUAGUUCCUGAUACUCCUAGAGUUGGAGCAGUUAUGCUUAGAUUUUAGAAGUCAGCUGCCCAGAAGCUUAUUUCUAACUUUAUAUUCUGUUGUAUGUACCUUGAGGUGUGGAGGGGUGUAAACAGUUUCUACUCUUGCCAGGUUUCAAUUCAAGCAC